Molecule: messenger RNA, 7344 nt
Organism: Branchiostoma floridae (Florida lancelet)
Lineage: Eukaryota; Metazoa; Chordata; Leptocardii; Amphioxiformes; Branchiostomatidae
Exons: 3
Coding region: 1906-6819 (1637 amino acids)
Biological process (GO): telomere maintenance; DNA repair
Molecular function (GO): DNA helicase activity
Source: RefSeq, a predicted model, not a curated record
CUGAAUAUUUGUGCAUUCCACUAGUUACGUGUGUAAGUUGGGUUUCUAAGUAACAAAUCGAUGAUACUGCUGAUGAUAUUGCAUAGAUAUUACCCUGGGCAUAAAGUUGUGAUAGAUGAUGUUUUGAUGUCUUGGGGGCCAAGUGUGAUAUUAGAUAUUGUACAACAAUUUGUAUUUAACUGAACGCUCAGUGUAUUGAAAUUGAGGAAAAGAUCCAUACCCUUCCAAUCAUAAGAAGUAAAAGCAUAAUAUUAAGUAUUUGUCAGUAGAGUUUAUAUUCUAAGGGCUGAUCGCUCGCAUUCAACCACAGUGAUGCUAAAUUCAUACCGUCAGUUUGAUAAUUUAGAAUUUUUCCUGUGACGACUCGACAUUGAACAUUUAUCUGUGGCUCUUAAUUGAAGGCUAUUGGACAUAUGCUUUUACUGACUUCAAUCUAAUCUCUGUUUUACUGUGUAGGCUUGAAUAUAAAGAACCCCUGCAUUUGUAGACAUCUGUGCAACAAGAGUUACCUGAACACAAUUUCCUUGAGAACAACUAUUGAUGGCACGACGGAAACCAUCUGCAUUGUCCAACGCAAAUCUGAUUUAUUGCAGUUGUGAGUCGGACCUGUGACCUUUAACAUCAACACCUGAAACAUUAGACUACAACAGUGCUAAGUCCCAGUAGUGAGUAGAAGUACUGCAAUCAGUUAUUUACCCCGUAUAGAAAGGAAAUAUACCAUCAUGCCUCGAUGCAAAUCCAAAAGUGUGGAGCAAAGAAGAAAGUUAAUUGCACAGUACAAUAGCAGGCAAAGAGAAGGAGAGACACCAGACGCUGCUGCGAAACGUCGUGAAUCAAAUAGGGUCAGCAUGAAGCGACACAGAGCACAGGAGCCAGCAGAGACUACAGCAAAGCGACGUGCAGCAGAUAAGAGUCAUAAAAAGCAAUACAGAGAACAUGAGACAGCAGAGACUACAGCAGAACGACGUUCCGCAAAUAGGGUCGGCAUGAAGCGACACAGGGCACAGGAGUCAGCAGAGACUACAGCAAAGCGACGUGCAGCAGAUAAGAGUCAUAAAAAACAACGCAGAGAACAGGAGACAGCGGAGACUACAGCAAAGCGACGUGCAGCAGAUAAGAGUCAUAAAAAACAAUACAGAGAACAGGAGACAGCAGAGACUACAGCAGAACGACGUUCAGCAAAUAGGGUCAGCAUGAAGCGACACAGAGCACAGGAGUCAGCAGAGACUACAGCAAAGCGACGUGCAGCAGAUAAGAGUCAUAAAAAGCAAUACAGAGAACAGGAGACAGCAGAGACUACAGCAGAACGACGUUCCGCAAAUAGGGUCGGCAUGAAGCGACACAGAGCACAGGAGUCAGCAGAGACUACAGCAAAGCGACGUGCAGCAGAUAAGAGUCAUAAAAAAAGACAAAGAAAACAGGAGACAGCGGAGACUACUGCGAAACGCCUUAAAACUGCACGGACAGUUAUAAAAAGAUGCAGAAGAAAAAAACAAAGCGAAGAAGCGACAAUUGAUAAGUGCGCUUCUACUUUCUUCUCUAAAAUAGCCGAGGGACCAAUAUAUGCUUGUAUGUCGUGUUGUCGGCUGCUCUAUAGAUCAACAAUUAGGGAGUUUAAGGUUGAGAAUUACACAACAAAUGAAGAUACAGAGAAAAUAGUACACUGUACGACAGGUACCCAAGUUAAUGGUAAAUAUUGGGUAUGUAUGACCUGCCACAACGCUCUCAAGCAAGGGAGAGUCCCAACACAGUCAUGGGGAAACAACCUGGAGCUUGAUGAGGUGCCGCCUCAGUUGAAAGAUCUGCGGCCUUUGGAAUUGAGACUCAUCAGCCAAAGGAUCCCCUUCAUGAAACUGGUUGGAUUGCCAAGAGGAGGACAGAAAGCCAUACAUGGUAGUGCUGUGAAUGUUCCAACUAAAUUACAGACAAUCACAUCGCUUUUACCGAGACUACCAAGCAACAGCUGAGGUUGUGCCACUGAAGUUGAAGCGACGUCUUUGCUAUCAAGGUCAUUACAUGUAUGAGUACAUUCGUCCCAAGAAAGUUGUGGACGCCUUGGUUUGGCUAAAGGACAACAACCCACUUUACAAGGAUAUCACCAUCUGUCCGGACUGGGAACAAGAAUGGGAGGGCGAUGAUCCUGAUUUGUGGGAAGCCAUGACAGGAAGAAUAACAGAGAACAAGGACAGGGAGGCAACACUCAGUCCGAGAGAGGAUGGUCCCGCUACACCGGGAAAUGACAAUCAUGGUGAGCCUGCUUUAGAAACAGAAAGGGGGGAAAUUGAUUUGGAAGAAGAGGAAGACAGGAUUUCGUUUGAGCAAACAAGUCAGCUACGAGGGCUCCCAUAUGACACCAUGCUGCAAGAGGAGCGCGUAGCUGACGGGGAGUGCACAUAUUCCUUGGCACCAGGAGAAAACCAAAAACCAUGCCCAUUUCUUACUGAUGAAAAGUUUGAAGAGAUGGCUAACCCAUCUAAAUACCCAUUUGGUCGUGGUGGUUUACUCCAGGAGCGAAGUACAAAUAUCACACCAAGAAAAUACUUCAAUCAAAGACUUCUGCACCAGGAUGGAAGAUUUGCAAGGGAUAUAGAGUACUUAUUGACCGCCCAGUAUACAGUAGAAGCAAAACAAGUCAGAGACUCUAUUCAGAUUUCUAUGCGGCAAACUCGAGGUCAUACCUUCCGAAAUAAGACAAUAAAUGCUGGCCUGAUGAAGAAUUCAGACAAUGUUCAAGCUAUGCUCCGAACGGACAUGGCAUUCAAAUUCAUGAGGAAUAUUCGGGGAUCACCAGCUUACUGGAACACUGUUUUGCUGGACUUACUGGCCAUGGUUAGACAGCUCGGCAUACCAACCUGGUUCCUUACCCUGUCAGCUGCAGACAUGCAGUGGCCAGAGGUUAUCCAGAGCAUCGCGCAUCAGUACGGAAAGACACUGACUGCUGAAGACAUCAAGAACAUGCCAUGGGAAGAGAAGUGCAGUUGGCUACGAUGUAAUCCAGUAACAGCAGCUCGUCAGUUCAAUCAUCGCCUGAAUGUGUUUUUCAAGGAGUUCAUCGGGGGCAAGGCCAACCCUAUCGGCGAACUCCAGGACUUCAUGAUCCGUAUAGAAUUUCAAGCCAGAGGAUCCCCUCACGCCCAUACUAUUCUUUGGAUGAAGGAUGCUCCAAAACUCAAUGUAAACAGCGACAAGGAAGUCAUCGCCUUCAUCAACAAACACCAAACUUGUGCAAUUCCAGAUGAAGAGGACAGUGAGCUCAGGAACUUGGUGCUCUCUUUACAGAGACACGUCCAUUCAGCUACGUGCCGAAAAGGGGGUAUUUGUAGAUUCAAAUUCCCCCAUCAGCCUAGCAAAGAAACGGUGAUUGCCAGGCCUGAUCAAGAAGAACUGAGUAAUGUUACAAAGAAGCAGAAGGAGGUGCUCAGCAAAGUAAGAUCAGUCAUGGAUGACAAAAACAUUCCUGAAGACAUUUCCUUGCAGAAUUUGUUACAGAAAGCUGAUGUCUCGCCAGAUGCAUAUGAACAGGCAUUGAAAGUUGCAAAAUCGGAAAAAAUCAUCCUACAACGUCAUCCAUCAGAAAGAAACAUCAAUCAAUAUAAUCCUAAAAUUUUGACAACUUGGCGGGCUAACAUGGAUCUUCAGUUUAUUUUGGACCCGUAUUCUUGUAUCAUGUACAUCACGAGUUACAUGCUAAAGAGCGAACGAGCCAUGAGUGAGUUGUUGAGGAAAGUGGCAGAGGAAAGCAGAGGUGAGGACUUGAAAGCUAAACUGACAAAGGUUGGUUCAGCAUUCCUGAACAACAGAGAACUGAGUGCACAGGAAGCUGCUUGGAAGCAGACUUCCCUACCUUUACAUAGAGCAAGCAGAGCAAGAGUGUUUGUCAACACUGCUCCAAAAGAGAAAAGGGUGUCAAUGCUCAAGCCUCAGAGUGUCCUCCAAGACAUGGCCGAUGAGGAUGACAAUAUUUUCUGCACAUCCCUCACUGACAGAUACGAGUCCAGACCAAAUAUCCUAAAGGACAUGUCUCUCAUAGAGUUCGCAGCUACAUAUAAAACUGGUGGCCAGGAUGCACCUGAUGAAGUCUUCGACCACAUCCCAGAAGUCCGCCAUAGCUGCGAUGACCAAGAUGCUACCUGCAGCGGAGAGACAGAUGAAGAGGACAGCAAGCGGUAUCCACCUGUCAUCACCUUGCUGAACGACAUGGGUCAGAUGAGGAAGCGCAAGCGGCACUGCAUUGUCAGAUUCCAUAAAGAGAAGAAUGAGGGUGAGGAACGCUAUAGGAACCUCCUAAUGCUGUAUUAUCCUUGGCGAAACGAAGACGUUGAUCUUAAAGCCCACUUCUCAUCCUUCAAAGAGCACUACGACUGUGUAAAGGACACUGUUCACGCUAAUGAAGCCAAGUUCAGUGUUCAUGCUGAAGCAAUCGAGGAAGCCUAUGACAACCUGCAGCGCAAUGGCCCUCCAGAAGACGCAUGGGACAGUAUUGCUCCAAAUGCGGAAUUUCAGCAAGCAGAACAGCAAGCUGAAGGAACGACUAUAGAGAAUGAAUUGCAUGAGGAGAACGACCGCGACAACAUAGACUUGGCACCACACACGAAGCCCAGUGGUCAUUCUGAACUUUAUAUGCGGUUUUCCACAGAACUGAAUACAACAUCUUUAACUUCAUCCACGUAUAGAAGCAUGAUGCGAUCUUUAAAUACUGCACAAAUGGAAGUUGUCCGGUUCCACCGGAAGUGGUGUAAAGAUGCAAUAUACGCACUGCAACAUGACCAGCCGGUACCUCAGUACACUCUCUUCUUAAGCGGCCCCGGCGGUGUUGGGAAGAGCCACGUCAUCAAGCUAAUUCACCACGACACCAUAAGGCUUGUGCAACGGUUGUCCGGACAUUUUGAUCCCGACGAGCUCUCUGUUCUGAUCACGGCUUUCACAGGAACAGCAGCUUUCAACAUUGAUGGAAUGACUUUACACUCGGCUCUCGGGUUUGGUGGUGGUCCGAAGAAGGACAAAGAGUACAGGCCACUUGGUAGUGAGAAGUUGCAUAAUCUCCGCUUGCGCCUUGGGAAAUUGAAGCUUCUGAUCGUGGAUGAAGUGUCGAUGUUAGGUUCAGAUCACCUUUAUCACACCCAUCGUCGCCUGGAGGAUAUUUGUGGCACCUGUGACCCUGAUUCCAGGUUUGGAGGAGUCAGCAUUUUGGCGGUUGGUGACCUCUUCCAGCUGCAACCCGUUGGACAAAGGCAUGUGUUCGACCUCCCUUCUGACAGUUAUGCCAAAUUACACGGAUCACUAUGGGAGGAAAACUUCAGCAUGAUGGAGCUGACAGAGUGUGUGCGGCAAAGAGAAGACCAACGGUUUGCACAACUCUUAUUGAGAAUGCGAACAGCUAAAUGUACGGAAGGUGACAUUGCCGUGUUGAAGUCGAGGAUCAUCUCAAAAACAGAUCCCAAUUAUCCAUCAGAAGUUUUACAUGUGUUCAAAACCAACAAGGAAGUUGACGACCACAACAAAGAGCAUCUAAAGAAACUUUCGACACAGCAUUUUCACAUUCAAGCUAUUGACACAAAGAAAGACAUAUAUACAGGGCUCGUAGAUGUUGGCUUGUACAAGACAAAAAACGAUAAAGGUUUAAGAGAGACUGUAUCGCUCGCAGUAGGUGCCAGGGUCAUGGUGACCGUCAACAUCGAUGUCGCUGAUGGAUUGGUUAACGGUACCUUGGGGAAAGUAGUUGGCAUUGACAACACGCUGAAUGACGUUCAUGCUGUGUUAGUUACGUUUGACAGCGAUCGUGUUGGUAGGCAGGCGAAAGCAGACAGUCAGUACAAAGACAGCUACCCAGGAGCAGUACCCAUUAAAAGACAAAGUCUUCAGAUUUUGACUGGCAGUACACAAACAGUUCAAGCGCAGCGUGCACAAUUUCCAUUGACUUUGGCAUGGGGCUGUACCAUUCACAAAGUACAGGGCAAAACACUUGACAGAAUUGUUGUCUCCAUGGACGACAAGAGCAACUUCAUGCCAGGUCAAUGUUAUGUUGCCAUGAGCCGGGUCAAGACCUUGAAUGGUCUAUACCUUCUAGGUUUUGAUCCCAAGUCAAUUAGAUGUAACCCUGAUGUAGUGCAGGAAAUGAACCGUCUUCGUCAAAAACUUUCACCCAAGGUACCGCUGCCCUUUGCUACUACGAUGUCCGGUAUGCAAAUCCGACUGCUAAACAUCCGUUCGUACCUUGAGCAUUUAGAUGAUUUAAAAGUUGACCAAACUGUUCCUCAGGCAGAUGUUUUGUGCAUUGUAGAGACAUUUCUAAAAGGACAGGAACCGAUUGACAUCGUAUUAUCAAACGCCCAAUCUUUCAGAGCUGACAGGGUUGGAAGACUAGGAGGUGGAGUAAUGGCUGUCGCUAGAAAAGCCGUCUGUCCCACAGAACUUGCAAUCACAUCUAGUGAACUGGAGUGCACAGCCAUUACUGUCAUAAAAUCAUCUACCAAAGUCAACAUUGUCACCAUCUACAGACCGCCAUGCUUCCCACCUGCCAUCUUCAUGGACAGGCUGCAAAAUAUUCUACCUUUACUCCAAAAUCCCACAGUCAUUCUUGGGGAUUUUAAUUUUGACCUCCUGAAAUAUCCCGACCACAACAUCCUGACAGUCAUGAAUCAGUUCGGCUUCAAGCAACAAGUUCAGACUCCAACCACUGACCAGGGUAGUCUUUUGGAUCAUGUUUAUAUCAAUUCAAAUUGCAGCGCACAGGUUAACGUUGUAGAUACAUACUACUCAGACCACGACAUGGUUUGUAUUUCCUUGAACUGUAAAGAUCAUGCUGAUGAUACACCCUAAGUGACAUGAAGACAUUUCCUGUCACUUUCUCUACGUAUUGUCAAUUGCACUUAAUACGUUGCUGCCUGCCUUCAGACAUCAUGACUAUCUAAACUUCUUUGCACAGAGAAUCUUUAAAUUUUACUUUUCAGCACUAUUGACGAUGCAUAUUUGAUAGUCAUGUGUGCAAAAGUUUAGGUAUGGAUUAUAUAAAUAUGACAUAUGAAUUAUAUGUUUAUAUGUAAGUAUGUCAUAUCUACAUAUAUGUAUAUAGAAAGAGAGAGAGAGAGAUACUUGUAUAUAUUUGCUAUAGAAAUAGAUGUAUAUAUUUGCUUGUAGCUUCAAAGAUAUAAAUACAUGCCGACAUAGAUAAUGAGCACUGUUAUAUAUAUUUUGCAAAAUCAGUAAACUUCUUACAUCAAUGUGUCUCAGGUGUUUGUAUAUUUUCAUUUAUAAUUUCGAGAUAUACUAAAAAAUUAAGUAUUACAAUUAACGCAUAAAAUUUACAAAAGCUCUAAAUAUUCAUGGAGGUAUGAGGUCGCCGAA